AUGUUUUCUUCGCGAACGACGCCGCUGCGAACGACGACGAACGAUGAGGAGGCGAGAACGCCGACGCCGCUGAAGAGCGCGCUGAAGAAGGGCGGUUUGAGCAAGGCGCGCGUCGUCGUCGAUGCGGAUGGGUUCAAGUAUAAGAAGAGGCGGAGCGACGUAGGCGGAACGUCGACCGCGGUGACCUUCGCCGAGCCGCUGUGGCCGGCGCGACGAACGAAUGGUGUCGGUGCAUCGAGUGCACAUGUGAACGAUACGUCGGCGAGCGAUGAGGCGCGCGGAAGAGAGGAUUUCCACGAAAAACUCCCGAAUAACAUGCCAGAGGAUGAGCGCAUGCAGCUGUUGUGCGAGAGCGUGUGUAACGCGGAGUGCGCGGCGGUGAUUCCGCGCCUGAGGACCGAGGACCCGGUCGCGGCGAAUGCUGUGAGCGACGCAUUGCAAGAGUUCCAGCUUCGUGUCGAGCAGCUGCUCAUCGACGACGAGGUGAAGUUUGAGGAGGGUCCGCAGACGGUCGCGGCGAAGAUUGAGAGUCGCAAGUCGACGCUGCGAGACAUUCGAGACGCGCUCGAGCGCGAGUCCACGCAGUGGUCUUGCAUGCUCGAAGGAUCGUCCAAGAGAGUCACCGCGGAGAAUCCCGUGGUGGAUACCUCCGAGCUCGGUGAAUCGGAGGUGGGCACGCUCGCCGAGGCUUGCGAGCGAACCCAGCGCCGUUUGCUCUUGCAAACCGAGGGCGCGCGCGGUCUCGUAGAGGGCGUCGAGAGUCUGUGCGUGCGCGCCGAGCGGGCGUGCGAUGUUUUCGCCGCCGCCAUAGCCACGAAUGAUUUCCGUUCACUUCCCUCGUAUCAGUCGCCGCAUAAUCUCAUCGCCAGUCUCAUCGGCGGUCGGUGA
This is a messenger RNA of Ostreococcus tauri, 888 nucleotides long. RefSeq names its product unnamed product. The record is from RefSeq and is a predicted model, not a curated record. Lineage: Eukaryota; Viridiplantae; Chlorophyta; Mamiellophyceae; Mamiellales; Bathycoccaceae. The transcript is spliced from 2 exons. The coding region runs from base 1 to 888 and encodes 295 amino acids.